UUUGGUACUUAUACAUUUUGGAUGAUAGCAAAAUUAUGAAAAAACUUAAACAAUGUGUUCACAGGGCAAUUUUUCAAUUUAUAAUUUAAGAUGAUUAAUAAUUGACCUUUUAUGAGUUGAAACUUUGUUAAAAGAAAUGAUUGAAAAAGUAAUAUUCAUUUUUUUGUUGAAUAAUUUGGCAGAAUGUUCAGAUUUAAAAUUAAUUUCCACCUCUCGAACAAGUGUUCUAUCAAAAUAUGAAUCCUACACAGAUGCUAUUAUUUUGGCUAUAAAUAUUCCCAAGGAGAUUUCCCAUGUUGUUAUCAAUUUAACUGCUGAGGAGCUGGAUAUGUCCAUUUUUGGAAGUUGCUCAGCAAGAAAUGUAGAUGUAUACAUGAAAUAUGAGGCUCCCCCUUUGUUAAACCCAGACAAUUCUAAAAUACCAAAAGGUUUAAAGAAUAUAUCAAGGAACGAAAUUUACCAUAUUCAAUUAAAGAGUGAUAAUAAGCCUUACUAUAUAAACAUAACAUCACCUUUACCUGGGCAGUAUAUAGCAGCCACAUUUCUUGAAUAUACUGAUCCUAGGUAUGAUCCUAUUAAACAACAGGGUUUGGGUUCUGAUUGUCUGUGUUACUUAGAGUCAAAAGUAUACAUUAAAAAAGUAAAAGAUAUUGAAACAAUCACAGAUGAGGAAGAAUAUGUUAUGGCAGGUUCCAAUAAUAAACCAAAAUACUUUAAAUUCUUUGUGCCAAAAGACAUAGACCAUGCUAUAGUGAUAAUAAGAGAAAUAAUAUUUUCCCCAAACACUGACCAACUCAUCACAAGAGUUAACUCAUUGACUGUACCAAGUAAAAAUAAAACUUUGGCAAUGUUAGAUCUGGAUAAAAACAACAAAACUGGAGAGCUGGCCUUUCCAGUGAUGGAAGAUUCUUGGCACUACUUGCAAUUUAUUUUCAACAACACCAACGACAAUAAUAAAACGAAGUCUGAAGAUUUGUCCACACUGUCAUUUAAAGUGAGAUACUUUUCCAGCAUCCAAAAAACCAAGACGGAGGUUUUAAUCAAAACCUUACCCAACAGAACCGAACAAAUCAUUUACUACAACAACACUUUAUUCAAGCAACUGAACAAUAGACAUAAACUUACCGAAUUAAUUAGCUUUAAGGAAUACAGUUUGCUGAGAGAUUCCAGUUCUGACAGUUUCGUUUUUUCCUAUGUUCUCGAAGACGAACUGGAUUCCGUGCUACCUAUAGCUAUAAAUGUAACCAGUGAUCAAUUGACAGUAUUAAAGUUUAGGAUUCACCAGAGAGAUGUGGGUGGAACUUUACAGUUUAUUAUGGCUUUCAAGCCCAGAGUGGUGAACAAAAAAUUGGUGGAUGAGCCAGAAAACCAUGUGAUAAUAGCUUGUAUUAGACCGUACGGCAUAGAAACCCCCUACCUCCCCAACAAGUGCACUUUCAACGGGAUAUCCGCGGAAUCGCCCCUAAAAUUGAACAAAACGGCGGACAACUCGUCGGUUCUGAUACCUUACCCGGAAAGCGGCGUGUGGUACGCCUCGUUUCGGUUGUUUUGCGACGCAUGCGCGCCUUGCGAGUGCCCCGACUACUGCCAAACGGCCUUCGCGAGCUGCGUGGUGGAAUGCCAGAAGAGCUGCGCAAAGGCCGUUUGCAACGGCUGCGAGAACCGGUGCUCGAAGAGCGUUAUCGAGCAGGAGGGGUGCAAAAUUUGCGGCCAGUGCGACGGGCCGUGCGUGAAGAGCAGGAAAAGUUGCAAUUCCAGCGUUGUCUUCGAUAUCAGCAGUAGUCCGUGCGUGGAGGGCUCGUGCGGAAGAAACGGGAAGUGCAUCUACUCGAUAUCAGAUGGCGUGGCGUAUUCGAGUUGUUUGUGCGGAAAUAAGUUUAGAGGGUGGGAUUGCAAAGAUGACUCUCUGACAACUCCAUACGUCAUGGUAGUCCUGGAGCUACUUCUACUGGUCCUCAGCAACCUGGCUUUCCUCCCCGCCGUUUACAUAGCCUUCGCGAGAAAAUACUACGCCGAAGCGAUCUCCUACUUCUCCAUAUGUUUUUUCUCGACGUUUUACCACGCGUGCGACGCGGGCGAAAACCAAAUCAGCUUCUGCCUGACCCGAAUAAACGCGCUGCAGUUUUCCGACUUUUUCUGCGCGCUGUUGGCCAUCUGGAUGACCCUGAUCGCAAUGGCGGAUCUACCUUUGGGCUACACCAGCCUAGCUCACGUGAUUGGUGGCAUUUUACUCGCGUUUUUCACCACCGUCAAUAAAACGUCGAUGUGGGUGUUCCUCGUACCUGUUAUAUCCGGCAUUUGCAUAAUUAUGGGGAGUUGGUAUUUAAAGUACCACAAACAUAGAAAAUUGAUAUGCAAAAAAAAAUACCUGACCGUGUUUUUGCCGGUUGGCGCUGCUCUAGCGAUACUUGGAUUGCUCAUUUACGGACUUUUGCAAACCACGGAAAAUUAUAAAUAUUUGCACAGUAUGUGGCAUGUGAUUAUGGCUGUCGUUGUUAUAGUAUUGUUACCUAAACCUGACACAUUCCAACCAAAUAAUAUUUUAGCCAGUUGUUAACCUUAUACUAGAACUC
Messenger RNA from Brassicogethes aeneus, 2573 nucleotides. Lineage: Eukaryota; Metazoa; Arthropoda; Insecta; Coleoptera; Nitidulidae. The record is from the annotation of a GenBank genome assembly.